Messenger RNA from Lingula anatina, 910 nucleotides. Its product is annotated as tetratricopeptide repeat protein 36. Gene Ontology annotation, molecular function: protein binding. NCBI's taxonomy places the organism in Eukaryota, Metazoa, Brachiopoda, Lingulata, Lingulida, Lingulidae. The record is from RefSeq and is a predicted model, not a curated record.
CUGAAAGUGAAUUGGGAAGUAAAUACGCUCGUGAUGUCUUGUUUUUUAUGCCAUCUAUCGACGCAAAAUGUAGAAAUGGCUUGCAAAGACAUAACACCUCACGACGCCAGUGUUUUGAACGCUGUUUUCAACCCCAGUUUGCCUUUCGGAGAUGUUGUUGAAGAUACAGAACAAUCUACACAGGAAGAAGUGAUCAGUAACACUGAGCCAGUCCAGCAAGCCAGGGAGUUAGAGGUCAGAGGAGUAGAGGCAGCAGAGAGAGGGGAUAUUACCAGGGCCUUGGAGCUGUUUAAUGAGGCAGUGCUCACAGCCCCUAACUGGGCCUCUGGCUACAACAACAGGGCACAGGUCCUGAGACUGAAGGGGGACACUGAGGGUGCUCUGCAGGAUUUAGACAAGGCCCUUGAGUUGAGUAGUGGGACUGGCAAGGCUGCUUGUCAAGCUUAUACACAGAGAGGACUCAUAAGACGGUUGGAAGGAGAUGACGAGGGUGCCCUGGCCGACUUCAAGGCCGCUGCAGACCUGGGAAGUCAGUUUGCCAAACAUCAGCUGGUUAUUAUGAACCCAUAUGCAGCUAUGUGUAACCAGAUGCUCUCAGAAGUGAUUGGAAAACUGAAGAAAGGAGAAGCAUGAAUGUUUACUGGAAUAGGAAUUGGGUGUUGAUUUGUCUGGAUUUAAGAUUGCUCACAUCAGGAUUCUUACAAUCACACUUUUUUUUUUUUUAUGAACACCUCAUGGAAAGCUAAUGGAAACAGUCAGAAUCAUGGAAUCAUGGAAAUUGCAAAUAUUUGUCACUUAAGAUUCCUGGUUUAGAAAAUAAGACAGUAAGCCAGUGUAUUGAGAAUUCCAGAGGAACUAUUCUCUGCCUUGGUAUGUUAUUUCAAGAAACUUGACUUUUAAAUUAAUGGCA